This is a messenger RNA of Lemur catta (Ring-tailed lemur), 6339 nucleotides long. RefSeq names its product transmembrane protein 33 (gene TMEM33). NCBI's taxonomy places the organism in Eukaryota, Metazoa, Chordata, Mammalia, Primates, Lemuridae. The record is from RefSeq and is a predicted model, not a curated record. Gene Ontology annotation, cellular component: endoplasmic reticulum; membrane. The transcript is spliced from 8 exons. Gene Ontology annotation, biological process: membrane organization; endoplasmic reticulum tubular network organization. Bases 231 to 974 code for a protein of 247 amino acids.
GGGAAAACUACACUUCCCGUCAUGCCUCAGCGCGCCGCCCGGCGUCUCCCCAGUCACCGCCUCUUCCCACGGAAAUGAAAGGAGCACUUCCGGGUUCGGCAGGAAGCUGGGGCCGGCGGCGUUCCUGAGGGCCUCCGGGCGAAGCUCCUCCUCCGUUCCGGUCUUUCUAGAAGCCGCGCUUUGAUCUCGGCGGUGCGGAACAGCGUCGCAGACGCUCGUGCGAGCCCCUCAUGGCGGAGACGACCCCGAACGGCCCGCAGGGGGCGGGCGCCGUGCAAUUCCUGAUGACCAAUAAACUGGACACAGCAAUGUGGCUUUCUCGCUUGUUCACAGUUUACUGCUCUGCUUUGUUUGUUCUGCCUCUUCUUGGGUUGCAUGAAGCAGCGAGCUUUUACCAGCGUGCUCUGCUGGCCAAUGCUUUGACCAGUGCUCUGAGGCUACACCAAAGGUUGCCACACUUCCAGUUAAGCAGAGCAUUCCUGGCCCAGGCUUUAUUAGAAGACAGCUGCCACUACCUGUUGUAUUCACUCAUCUUUGUCAAUUCCUAUCCUGUUACAAUGAGUAUUUUUCCAGUCUUGUUAUUCUCUUUGCUUCACGCUGCCACGUAUACGAAAAAGGUCCUUGAUGCAAAGGGUUCAAAUAGUUUACCUCUGCUGAGAUCUGUCUUGGACAAAUUAAGUGCUAAUCAACAAAAUAUUCUGAAAUUCAUUGCUUGUAAUGAAAUAUUCUUGAUGCCUGCUACAGUUUUUAUGCUUUUUAGUGGGCAAGGAAGUUUGCUCCAGCCUUUUAUAUACUAUAGAUUCCUUACUCUUCGAUAUUCCUCAAGAAGAAAUCCAUAUUGUCGGACGUUGUUUAAUGAACUGAGGAUUGUUGUUGAACACAUAAUAAUGAAGCCCGCUUGCCCACUGAUCGUGCGAAGACUUUGUCUCCAGAGCAUUGCCUUUAUAAGCAGAUUGGCACCAACAGUUGCGUAGUCGAACAUCCAGUUAAGCUAUAGAUAUAAUAUAAGCAUUAUUAGCAGCUGGUACUUCUGCGAGGGCUUGUAAAUUCCAGGUGUUCUACUGACCUCAAUCCGAUUUACAGAAUUUACAUAAAUGCAUCUCAAUGGAAAAAUAAUCAUUUUCCUGGCAUGUUAAAUCAAGCUUAAAAAGUUACGAGUAAAUUUUUCUAUGCUGUGUUGCUAAUGGUUAAGGAAAUUUGUAUCUAGUGAUAAAUGUACCACAUUUUUUUUAAGAUGCUGUUGUUGCCUAUAUCAUGAAAUACAUUCAUUUCUCUUGUAAAAAUAGCUCUAAAAUUUGUUUCAACCGAGUUAGUAACCUGAAUUUAUAUUUGGCAUGAGUUUGUUAUGGUAAUAUUAACAUAUGAGAAUUCACUAAAUUUUGAGACAGUAUUCUUCCUUCUAGUAAUUUUGGUUAAUGAUUUAAACAGAAGCACUUCCCACUGUAUCUCACUUCAGAUUGUUACUGAAUUGAUUUUGUGCUGCUUUGUUAGGACAGGUUUAUUUUGGAUGUACCAUUAUAAAAGGAAUUCUACAUGUAUCAUUUGCUGUGACCUAAAAUUUUAUUUCUAUAAGUACUUCUGUGGCUUUGAGUAUUUUUCAAAAGGCUCAACUUGUAAGCCUUUAUCCAGUUGGACAAAUACAUUUGGGGUUAUCUAACCAUUUUAUAUCAGAAAACAGUAACACAGCUUUCCUUUCAUAGAUCCAUUGAGUAACAUUUCUGAAAUAGGAAAUCCUUCCUUGACAAAUGUGGACACGUAAAUUAUUAGUAGUAUUAUAGUUUGUAGCAUUACCCAGUUCAGAUUCUUGACGGCCAAUUUUCUCGGUUUCCUAGGCUUGAAUUUUUGUAGACAAUUGCGGCAGUUCAGAUGCCGUUUGAAAGGAACAUAAAUGAAUAUUGAGCAUCUGACUAUAUUUGUGUCUGUUCUGAAAUAAUAAUGAAGAGUAUCCUGUAGAUUACAUAUUUAUCCAUGAAAUCUGAUUUAAAAGUUUAAUUGGAAAGUUUUAUAGGUAAGGAAAUUGACUGGGAAUGGGACUGGGGCAGGAGCUGUGGGGAAUAGUGUGCAUUUCAGUCUUGUAAUGCAUAGGUAAAUUUCGGGGAAUUGGAUGUAUUAUGCAACUGUGAUUUGGGUUGUAUAAUGUGUUAAAUCGCAUUCAUUGAGCUCCCAUCAACUGUUAUGAAAUUCAUUCUGAUCCUCAUUACUGUUGCAUGAUUGGAAAUGUUUAAAAAUUGCACAAUUUUAGUAUAGAGUAAUGCAAUGGUUUUGUAACCAGUUUUCUUCUGUCUGCAUGUAAUUUGGAUUUCUCAAAUGCAUUGAUUAGUAACUUAACAGUAACAUCAGUUUUCUUUUUUGUUCAACUUCCUAAUCUAUAGAAAGAUGAUCUUCUUAGGAUAGAUUACAAGAAAAGUUCUACUUGAUACCUUAACUAGAACCAACUAUUUUUGUAUUUUUGUAAUAUUUAUCCACUAAGUUGGAGAAGCAGCCUCAAUAUGUAGUUGAUUUUGUGUGUGUGUGGCUGAUCUCAUUAUCUCUAUAUCUGUAAUCUGAUGGUUUUAAAAACUAAACUUUCUAGAGCAAUAAAGUGACUAUAAUGUUAAGUAAAUGUACUACUGAUUUCUAAUUAUGUUUUUAAGAAUUGAGUCUUGAAUUAUAUCAGAAAAUUUUGGCAGCUGAAGGCUUAUUUGUUUUGAAGUUAUUAGAGUGUUUUUCCUCCAAUUUUUUUUUAUCUUUUACAGAAGAGUUUCAAAAAUGUACAGUUUUUUAUAGCCUUUAUUCAGCUUCCUCUUAAGUUAACAUCUUACACAACUAUGGAAUAUUUAUGCAAAGUAAAAAAUUAAGCCUACAAUAAUAAUAACUAAAGUACAAAGUUUAUUUGAAUUUUACCAGUUUUUCCAUUUUUUAUUUUCUUUUUGUGUGCUCUGUUUUUACCAUGAUUGUCUUUUACUUUUAAAGAUCUACGUAAGUGUGUUUCUGGUUUGAGGUUUUCCUCUUUUUUUUUUGAAAAUUACUGUUAGUCAAAAAAAUUUCCCUAAGGAAAAUAAUUCGUGUUGGUUUUAACAAAAAGAAUUUUAACAUUAAAAUUACUACACUGUAAAGCAUUCUGCUUUAAAUCAAGGCUUUUUGUCACACAGCAGGAUUAUAUUUCUGAUAUGCUCAUGUUUGACCGAAUGAAAGUAUAGAUUUGUUUCUUAAAGGAAGGUUUAAUAUAUAAAUAAAAUACUCUUAAACUCAUGAAAAAGUAAAUUUUACAAUUUGGGCAUUUUUAGAUGUUUAGUUUGCAUGAACUUGUUACAGAUUCUGCAGUGUGAAUAUUUGCAACCAGCUGAUUUGGCAUCUGAAAUUAUAGUGUUACACGUACACUUAUCAAAUCAACAUUCAGGAACCAUAAUAACAGUGCAUAGAAUGAAUGUCGCAGGAGAAGGUAGCUCUCAGUGCACAGCUGAACUUGGUUUUAUUUACAGGUUUAAAAGAAGUUGAUUUAACAUCCAGAAUACUUAAUUUUUCAGGAAGUGGUAUAGUGCCGUUGUUCUUGUGGUACUUUUAAAUAUUAAACCAUCUUGAACAAGUAGAAGCCUCAUACAAAACCUAUUUUACUCUAUCAAGGAUUCUAUAUUCCUUUUGUAUACCUGAUUCCUUAUUAAUUUAAACUCUAUUUAACAGCAGUCUAAGGAGAACUUUCUUAAAUACAGUUUGUAUUUAAAUUUUCUUAGAAUAAAAUGCACCGAGGUAGAUGCUCCUGGAAGAAAGCAAGAAAGAAGGCUAACUUAAAAAAAAAAAAAAAAUUUGGAUAUUUAAGAAUAUCCCUUACAGAGGGAAGCUAAUAUUAAAACUAGAAGUUAUGAAAGAUUAAUGGGUUCUGUUAUAUAACUAAGAACUGCAAGGCUAUCAAUAUACUUCUUCCUAAAGAUUAAGAAAGAAAUUCAGAUUGUUUGUAAAUUUAGGACCUGAAUAUUAUUUAUUCUGGAAAGGAAAAUGAGUAUAUAUGUAUUAUAAUAAGUAGAACUGGGAGGUGUUUAAGGUUUUAGAUCAGAAUGAAUAAAAUUAAUUUUGAGGGAUUGAGGUACAAGGACCCUUAACUCACUAAGGAAUUUACUUUGAUUAAUAUAGUUAUUCUAUUAAUAACACCUCUACCCCACCCCUAAAUCUCCUUAGGAUCUGCCAGCCUCAAAGCUGCCACCCAAAUUAGACUAAUUUUGAUACUUAGUCAGAAAUGAAAGCCUCAAGGGAGAAGGGAGCCCCAGACAGCUGUGUUUAGUCGGUAGGUGGCCCCCUUUCCUCAGGCAGCCCCGUUUCCACGCCGUGUUGGAAGGUUAAAUGCCACCGAAAGUGCUGUGUCAGCCAUGAAACCAAGGAUCUGAAUUUCAUGACCCUUUUACAUGUGUGAUCAUUCAAUAUUGAACAAAUAUUUAGUAAGUAUUUUCCAUGAGUACACUUUUUAACUACUGAGAUGUUCCCAGGAAGUACUCUGUCGAUACAUGCUAUCUAGGAAAACAGGAAAAUAGGCCACAUUGGGAGUGGCAUCAUUCAGAUCGUGGUCCCUCCUGGUUUUUCUUUUCAACUGAGUGAGUGCCUAAGUCACCCAAGCACACCCAUUACAAUUGUUCUUUCUCCUUCGUUUUCAGAUGGACAGAAAAAUGAUACUUAAAAUUUUUUCAUCAUUUUGUAGAUAAUACUAUAUAAAGCCAGUUUAACCUCUUUUAAAAUUUAGACUCUUCACAGUAAUAUAAAAGCAUAUUGAAAUUUUGGAAUAUUGUAUCAGGAAUGGUACCUAGAUUUGAAAAUCAAGUUUGAGUUCCAGAGACGACUCGUUUCUCUUGAGACCUCACUGGAGUUCUCUAGGAUUAGGAGAAUUCCACAGAGCCUUCCUGAACAGUGUAGUUGAGCAGGUGGUAUACCAAAGGCAGACCUGUAUAAAUCCAGGAGUUACUUCCAGAGAUUGUUUUAAUGAGCAGUCUUCUUACAUUUAGGCUUGAAAGCUUUUGGGUCUGGUACUGAGGAUAAGAAAGGAGCUGCCAGAAGUUCAAGAGUUUUCCUGGUCGUGAUUAUCUAGGAAACAUUUAGGUUCUAAAGUGGUAUUCAGGUGAGUUCUUUAGAGGGAACAUACUCCUGUGUGUAAGAUCAACUGUAUAGUCUUCCUCUUCUUGUACGUAUAGGAAAUCUGGCCUGCACUGAGUUUGAGUUAAUGUGACAAGAAAUACAGUAUUUUUAAAAUUUAAAGCAGAUUCCUUUCUUAGAAAACAAUAGGAAAAAAUUAUAGGUGGAUAUCUUUGCAGGAAUCUAACAAUUAACUCAUUCCAAGACAAAGAAGGGCCUAAGAAUCAUUUCAUUUUUUCCUGCAUUAGCCUUCUGAAGCUACUUUUUUGAUAGGCUCAGCACUUUGAAACUGACCGUUUUUUCUUGUUCAUGACAGUUUAAUUCCAAACUUUUAUUAUUUUCCUUUGUAACUUUAAGAUAGAACAAUUCCUUUUGAUAUUAAUUUUUGCCUACAUACCUGUUUGUAAGUUGAGACCAAAUGGGCAGAGUCUUUGACAGUUAUCAUUUAUGAUGUGUCUAUAUUGGGACAAAUGUGCAAGGAUUGCAGAGAUUAGGAACAGUCAUAAGAACUGCUUGAUUUAUAAAUGCAUUACUUCUGGUGCUUUAUAUAAUGGGAUAUAUUGAACAAAAAAUUUGUAUAUAUAGUAUGUCAGCAUUUCUUAGUAACUUUUCUUGAAUCAAUUUUUAAUAUCUAAUAUUGUCCAGGUUAGGGAGUUAAAUUCUUCAGGCCAAUACUAUACAGAAUGUAUACAUUUAUAAAAUAAAUUGAAAAAUUCAUCAUUCCCCUGUAUUCAAGACCAAAGCACAUAAAUGUUAAUGUCGGGCUCAGAGGGGAAAAUAUAGUUCUCCUGCAUAUUUGAGAAAAUGUGAAGUCCUUUCAAGAAAAUCUAAUAAACAUAAUAAUCAUAGCCUGCUGACACUAAGGAAAAAGGACCUCAUUCGCUCUUUCUUCCAUGCAGCGAUUUACUGGUCCCUCCUGAUUUCCAAAUUGGAUCACUGUAGUAAAUUAUCCACGCUGGUACCUGUGAAAGUAACCCUGGGAUCCAUAUUUGUUCUGUGUUCUGCUUAAAUCAGCACGAAUGAUAAAUUAAAUGGUGUGAAAUUGGGAGUAUCAAGGGCUUGCUUUGGUGAUUGAGCAAAUAGUGUCUCUACUUGUAAUUUGUUGUGACCCUCUUUCACUGCAUGUGCUGUGUAUGUCUAAUGUUUAUUUCAAUACAAAUUAAAUUGUUUCUUCAUCUGUAUUGUUAUAUCUGAGAUUUUAUUGACGUCAAAAUCAAAUUGUGGAAUAAAAAUCUCUCUGGAUUU